AUGAUAAAACUUCCUACUUACAAGAAGAUUAAAGCGUUUUGGAAAAAUGCAGAAAUACCUUCACUCAAGAAGUUUUUAGACUUCCGUUUGUGUGUGGGCGACUUAAAUGAUGAACAAACAGAGCACCGUCGGUACAAAGCUGAACUAAAUACUAUCAGUCAGUACUAUGAUGAAAGUUCUGAUAUUGGCCAGAAGCUGAUGAAAUGGAAGAAAAGUUUCAAGGAAAAACAACGCACUACCUGUUCCGUCAUCAACUACCUUGUCAACCUGCGUCUUGGCAAUGGGAAAAACUGCGUCUCUGUUGAUGAGCAUGUCAUGACUGGCAUGUCAGUGUGCAGUGCAGUGUUUCAAUGGACUACCUUGCCAACUGCAUCUUGGCAACGGGGAAAACUGCAUGUCUGUCUGUUGUUUCAGGCUGAUAAUAAAAAGUCGAAACAGGUGGAGCUUUUCUGGGGUUUGCAAAUGAAAUGGGAAAUGCUACAUAUAGAAAGCAAGAUCCUUGAGGAAGAGAAGGAACUACAGGAGAAACUUUGUCUCAAAGAGGAGAUUUCAAGAGCUUUCAAGAGCAAGCAGCCAGCAAUUGGAUGGAAACAAUGUUAUGAGGAAGAAUUACCUUCCACACCAACAAGCCAG
This is a messenger RNA of Paraglomus brasilianum, 633 nucleotides long. The record is from the annotation of a GenBank genome assembly. NCBI's taxonomy places the organism in Eukaryota, Fungi, Glomeromycota, Glomeromycetes, Paraglomerales, Paraglomeraceae.